UGUAAGGCAGUCUAGGUCAAGUGUAGGAGAGACACUGCUGGCCCGAGCAAGCUAGUGGAUUGCUCUCUCAGCUUCAUGCUUCAUGGGGUCUGGAAGCUGGAUCCUGAUCUUUGCUACAUCUUCUUGGCACAAGAAAUUUGCCAGGUGGACAUCAAGCUCUUUCAGCGUCUUUUCUAAAAUGGAUUUCUUCUCUGCUGCUUGUCUGAGAAUUUUCCUAUGCAGAAGAGUAAAUACUAAUUAAAAUGUGCAGGAUGAAAAGAUGGAGCAGCCAGUGCUUGUACCACCAGGACCAGACAGCUUCCAAUACUUCACUAGAGAGUCUCUUGCAGCUAUUGAACAACGUAUUGCUGCAGAAAAAGCUAAGAAUUCCAAACAAGAUCAUAAAGACAAUGAUGAUGAAAAUGGGCCAAAGCCAAAUAGUGAUUUGGAGGCAGGAAAAACACUUCCGUUUAUAUAUGGCGACAUACCUCCAGGAAUGGUGUCGGAGCCCUUGGAAGACAUGGACCCAUAUUAUAUCAAUAAAAAAACCUUUAUAGUAUUGAAUAAAGGGAAGGCAAUCUUCCGAUUCAGUGCCACCUCUGCCCUGUACAUUUUAACUCCCUUCAAUCCUCUUAGAAAAAUAGCUAUUAAAAUUUUGGUACAUUCAUUAUUCAGCAUGCUUAUCAUGUGCACUAUUUUGACCAACUGUGUAUUUAUGACCAUGAGUAACCCUCCGGACUGGACAAAGAAUGUAGAGUAUACGUUCACUGGAAUAUACACGUUUGAGUCACUCAUAAAAAUCAUUGCAAGGGGCUUUUGCUUAGAAGAUUUUACUUUUCUUCGAGAUCCAUGGAACUGGCUCGAUUUCACUGUCAUUACCUUUGCAUAUGUGACAGAGUUUGUGGACCUGGGCAAUGUCUCAGCGUUGAGAACAUUCAGAGUUCUCCGAGCUUUGAAAACAAUAUCAGUCAUUCCAGGUUUGAAGACUAUCGUGGGAGCCCUAAUUCAGUCUGUGAAGAAGCUCUCAGAUGUUAUGAUCCUGACUGUGUUUUGUCUGAGUGUAUUUGCACUAAUAGGGCUGCAGCUGUUCAUGGGCAACUUGAGGAAUAAAUGCCUGCAGUGGCCUCCAGAAAAUUUUACUCUGGAAACAAAUAUUACUUCCCAGCUCAACAGCACCAUUGGUGAAAAUGGUACAUUGGUUAAUUCAACAGUGGCUCCAUUUGACUGGAAGGGGUACAUUGAGGAUGAAAGUCAUUUUUAUUUUCUGGAAGGGCAAAAUGAUGCUCUGCUUUGUGGAAAUAGCUCUGAUGCUGGGCAGUGCCCAGAAGGGUAUACAUGCGUGAAAGCUGGUAGAAACCCCAAUUAUGGCUACACAAGUUUUGACACCUUCAGCUGGGCUUUCUUGUCACUGUUUCGCCUGAUGACCCAAGACUUCUGGGAAAACCUUUAUCAACUGACUCUACGUGCUGCUGGGAAAACAUACAUGAUAUUUUUUGUUCUGGUGAUUUUUCUGGGCUCGUUCUAUCUGAUUAAUUUGAUUCUGGCUGUGGUUGCCAUGGCCUAUGAAGAGCAGAAUCAAGCAACCAUGGAAGAAGCAGAACAGAAAGAGGCAGAAUUUCAACAGAUGCUGGAACAACUGAAGAAGCAACAAGAAGCGGCUCAGGCAGCAGCAGUGGCAGCAGCAGCAGUAACAGCAUCUGCCGAGUCCAGGGAGCCCAGUGCUGCAGAAGGAGCUGGUGGGCUCUCAGAAAGUUCCUCAGAGGCAUCCAAAUUGAGCUCAAAGAGUGCAAAAGAGAGAAGAAAUAGACGGAAAAAAAGAAAACAGAAAGAACAGUCUGGAGGAGAGGAAAAAGAAGAAGAUGAAUUUCACAAGUCUGAAUCGGAAGACAGCAUAAGAAGGAAAGGUUUCCGAUUAUCUAUUGAAGGCAAUAGACUGACAUAUGAAAAGAAAUACUCUUCUCCACAUCAGUCUUUGCUGAGCAUUCGAGGCUCCCUGUUUUCUCCAAGGCGCAACAGCAGAACAAGUCUUUUCAGCUUCAGAGGUAGAGCAAAGGAUAUAGGAUCAGAAAAUGACUUUGCUGAUGAUGAGCACAGCACUUUUGAAGACAAUGAUAGCAGAAGAGAUUCUCUCUUUGUGCCGCGCAGACACGGUGAACGGCGCAACAGUAACAUUAGUCAGGCCAGUAGGUCAUCCAGGAUGCUGGCAGUGUUUCCAGUGAAUGGGAAGAUGCACAGCACUGUGGAUUGCAAUGGGGUGGUUUCCCUGGUUGGUGGACCAUCUGUUCCUACAUCGCCUGUUGGACAGCUUCUGCCAGAGGUGAUAAUAGAUAAACCAGCUACUGAUGACAAUGGCACCACUACAGAAACUGAAAUGAGGAAAAGAAUAUCAAGCUCUUUCCAUGUUUCUAUGGACUUUCUGGAAGAUCCAGCUUUAAGAGAAAGAGCAAUGAGCAUUGCUAGCAUCCUUACAAACACAGUGGAAGAACUUGAAGAAUCAAGGCAGAAAUGCCCACCAUGUUGGUAUAAAUUUGCAAAUAUUUUCUUGAUCUGGGACUGCAGUCCGCAUUGGUUAAAAGUAAAGCAUAUCGUCAACUUAGUGGUAAUGGAUCCAUUUGUUGACUUGGCGAUUACUAUUUGCAUUGUUUUAAAUACACUUUUUAUGGCCAUGGAGCAUUAUCCGAUGACUGAUGAAUUCAAUAAUGUACUUUCAGUUGGAAAUCUGGUCUUCACUGGAAUCUUCACAGCAGAAAUGUUUCUCAAGAUAAUUGCAAUGGAUCCUUACUAUUAUUUCCAGGAAGGCUGGAAUAUUUUUGAUGGUUUUAUUGUAACCCUUAGCUUGGUUGAACUUGGUCUUGCAGACGUGGAAGGACUCUCAGUUCUUCGAUCAUUCAGAUUGUUACGAGUUUUCAAAUUAGCAAAAUCUUGGCCAACACUAAAUAUGCUAAUAAAAAUUAUUGGUAACUCUGUGGGAGCUCUGGGAAAUUUGACCCUGGUGCUGGCCAUCAUUGUGUUCAUUUUUGCUGUGGUUGGGAUGCAGCUGUUUGGGAAAAACUACAAGGAAUGUGUCUGCAAAAUCGCAAGUGACUGUGUACUUCCACGCUGGCACAUGCAAGAUUUUUUUCACUCUUUUUUGAUUGUAUUUCGAGUAUUGUGUGGAGAAUGGAUAGAAACAAUGUGGGACUGCAUGGAGGUUGCUGGCCAAGCCAUGUGCCUUACUGUCUUCAUGAUGGUCAUGGUGAUUGGAAACCUAGUGGUACUGAACUUAUUUUUGGCCUUGCUAUUGAGCUCUUUUAGUGCAGACAACCUUGCUGUGACGGAUGAUGAUAAUGAAAUGAAUAAUCUCCAAAUUGCUGUUGCAAGAAUGCAGAAGGGCAUAGAUUACGUGAAAAGAAAAGCACGUGAAUUCAUCCAAAAAGCUUUUGUUAAAAAACAAAAAGCUUUAGAUGAAAUCAAACCACUUGAAGAUUUGAACAACAAAAAUAGUUGUAUUUCCAACCAUACAACUGUCGAACUAAGCAAGGACCAUGACUAUAUUAAAGAUGCAAAUGGAACAACUAGUGGCAUAGGCACAGGCAGCAGUGUGGAAAAAUACAUAAUUGAUGAAAGUGAUUAUAUGUCAUUCAUAAACAACCCAAGCCUGACUGUGACAGUGCCCAUUGCUGUGGGUGAAUCUGACUUUGAAAAUUUAAAUACAGAGGAAUUUAGUAGUGAAUCAGACCUGGAAGAAAGCAAAGAGAAGCUAAACAUGUCCAGUUCAUCUGAAGGUAGCACAGUUGACAUUGGACUCCCUGCAGAAGAGCAACCAGAAGCUGAACCUGAGGAAGCCAUGGAACCAGAGGCUUGCUUCACUGAAGGUUGUGUACGGCGUUUCAAGUGCUGUCAAGUAAGUGUAGAAGACGGGAGAGGAAAGCAGUGGUGGAACCUUAGAAAAACCUGCUUCAAGAUUGUUGAGCACAACUGGUUUGAGACUUUCAUUGUCUUUAUGAUUCUCCUCAGUAGUGGAGCUCUGGCUUUUGAAGAUAUAUAUAUUGAACAGCGUAAAACUAUCAAGACCAUGCUGGAAUAUGCUGAUAAGGUCUUCACUUACAUCUUCAUUCUUGAAAUGCUGCUGAAGUGGGUGGCCUAUGGCUAUCAAACAUACUUUACUAAUGCUUGGUGCUGGCUGGACUUCCUGAUCGUUGAUGUCUCUUUGGUUAGCUUAACAGCAAAUGCAUUGGGUUACUCUGAACUUGGUGCCAUUAAGUCCCUUAGGACACUAAGAGCUUUGAGACCUCUAAGAGCUUUGUCACGAUUUGAAGGCAUGAGGGUGGUUGUGAAUGCCCUUUUAGGAGCAAUUCCAUCCAUCAUGAACGUGCUUCGUUGUCUUAUAUUCUGGCUAAUUUUCAGCAUCAUGGGAGUAAAUCUGUUUGCUGGGAAGUUCUACUACUGUGUUAACACCACAACUGAUGAAAGGUUUGAAGUCGACCAAAUCAACAAUUUUAGUCAGUGCGAGGAACUCAUAAAAAACAAUCAAAGUGCCCGAUGGAAAAACGUGAAAGUAAACUUUGAUAAUGUAGGAUUUGGGUAUCUUUCUUUACUUCAAGUAGCUACAUUUAAAGGCUGGAUGGAUAUUAUGUAUGCAGCUAUUGACUCAAGAGAUGUAUUACAGCAACCCAAGUAUGAAGACAACCUGUACAUGUAUUUAUAUUUUGUCAUCUUUAUCAUCUUUGGGUUUUUCACGCUGAACCUGUUCAUUGGUGUCAUUAUUGAUAACUUCAAUCAGCAAAAAAAGAAGUUUGGAGGUCAAGACAUAUUUAUGACAGAAGAGCAGAAGAAAUACUACAAUGCAAUGAAAAAGUUGGGAUAAAAACCGCAAAAACCUAUACCAAGACCAGGGAACAAAUUCCAAGGCAUGGUCUUUGAUUUUGUGACACAACAAGCAUUUGACAUCAGCAUCAUGAUUCUUAUCUGUCUUAACAUGGUUACCAUGAUGGUAGAAACUGAUGACCAGAGUAAAGAAAUGGAAAAUAUUUUAUACUGGAUAAACCUGGUGUUCAUUGUCCUUUUCACUGGAGAAUGUGUCCUGAAAUUAAUUUCACUCCGACAUUAUUAUUUCACUAUAGGCUGGAACAUUUUUGAUUUUGUAGUUGUCAUUCUCUCAAUAGUAGGUAUGUUUUUAGCUGAGAUGAUUGAAAAGUAUUUUGUGUCCCCCACUUUGUUCCGAGUCAUCCGACUUGCCAGAAUAGGUCGAAUCCUGCGUCUCAUUAAAGGCGCUAAGGGAAUCCGCACUCUGCUCUUUGCUUUGAUGAUGUCUCUUCCUGCUUUGUUCAACAUUGGUCUGCUGCUGUUCCUGGUCAUGUUUAUCUAUGAUUUUGGCAUGUCCAACUUUGCCUAUGUUAAGAGGGAAGCUGGGAUUGAUGACAUGUUCAACUUUGAAACGUUUGGCAACAGCAUGAUCUGCCUAUUUCAAAUCACCACAUCUGCUGGCUGGGAUGGUUUGUUAGCCCCAAUUCUGAACAGUGGGGAGCCAGACUGUGACCCAAACAAAGCUCAUCCGGGGAGCUCUGUUAAAGGCGACUGCGGCAACCCUUCCGUUGGGAUUUUCUUCUUUGUCAGCUACAUCAUCAUAUCCUUGGUAGUGGUGAACAUGUACAUUGCUGUGAUUCUGGAGAACUUUGGUGUUGCCACUGAAGAAAGUGCUGAGCCCCUGAGCGAGGAUGACUUUGAGAUGUUCUAUGAAGUCUGGGAGAAGUUUGAUCCAGAUGCAACACAAUUUAUGUAAUUUGAGAAACUGUCUGAUUUUGCAGCAGCACUUGAUCCACCUCUUCACCUACCCAAACCAAACAAAGUCCAGCUUAUUGCAAUGGAUCUGCCCAUGGUAAGCGGUGACAGAAUUCACUGCCUUGACAUCUUGUUUGCUUUCACAAAGCGUGUCCUGGGGGAAAGUGGGGAAAUGGAUGCCCUCAGAAUACAAAUGGAAGACCGAUUUAUGGCAUCAAAUCCUUCAAAAGCUUCCUAUGAACCAAUUACAACAACAUUAAAAAGAAAACAAGAAGAAGUAUCUGCUGAUAUUCAGCGUGCUUACAGACGUCACCUUUUAAAACGAACAGUAAAACAAGCUUCCUUUAUCUAUAACAAAAACAAAAUGGAAGGAGGAGCUGGUCAGGGUAUGAAAGAUGAAAUCCUUAUUGACAAGUUAAAUGAAAACUCAUUUACAGAGAAAACUGAUAUAACCGCAUCAACGGCAGUUUGUCCACCUUCUUAUGAUCGUGUAACAAGGCUAGUCAAAGAAAAGCAUGAAAAGGAAGACAAGGAUGUUCAAAAAUAAAAAUAAAUAGCAAGCAAAAUUAUCUACGUACAAAACAGUUCAUAGCCUGUAAGGGUGAUGUAUUUGUGUCAACAGGAUUGCUGCUGGAGGUCUAUGCCAAACUGACAAUUUUUACAAAUAUACUGUACAUUAAAGGUCAGUGCCUAUUAAAAGACAGUGACCCCUUGUCAGUAACUGUGACUGUGACAUGGAGAAACAACGUUGACAGGAGGUUACUGUUAUCACUACCAGCUGACACUGCUGAAGAAGAGAGAAAAAAUGGCUACUCAGACUGUAGGGACCAGCUAAAGGGGUGCAAACCAAGUAGUUGUGUGUUUAGCAUAAAACAAUACAAUAACUAUAUCCACUGUUUGCAUUUCAACUGCCACAUAUGUCAGAUUUUUACAAAUCUGUGUUGGUGGAUUCAUCUUUUUUUUAUUCAUAUGUUGUUUAUUAUAUGUGACUAUUUUGUAAAUGGGGCUUCUGUUGGGGAAGGGGGUCAAGCACUACUUUACAGGUAUAAGAGCCAGGUGUUCUACUAUGCGGCUAAUACACACACAGAUAUGAUUUGCAUGAAGGCAUGCUGCACUUAUAGAUCAUGCAUGAAAAUAACAUUAAGUCACGAAGAACAACUGAUUUUAGCUCAGUGUUUCUGGAAAGGAAUAAUAAAUUCUGAGGUGCUUAAUUAAUGUAUUCAUGUUAUAUCACAACCAAACCAGUUUUGGUAUGCCUGUAAAGUCCCCUGUAACUCACAAGAACAGUAAAACCAGAUUUAUUUAUUUUAUUUAUUUUAUUUAUUUAUUUAUUUAU
Cygnus olor (mute swan) is the source of this 7075-nucleotide messenger RNA. Its product is annotated as sodium channel protein type 1 subunit alpha-like. Gene Ontology annotation, biological process: membrane depolarization during action potential; sodium ion transmembrane transport; neuronal action potential. Gene Ontology annotation, cellular component: axon; plasma membrane; voltage-gated sodium channel complex. The record is from RefSeq and is a predicted model, not a curated record. Gene Ontology annotation, molecular function: voltage-gated sodium channel activity; protein binding. Lineage: Eukaryota; Metazoa; Chordata; Aves; Anseriformes; Anatidae.